Messenger RNA from Glossina fuscipes, 2050 nucleotides. RefSeq lists its product as uncharacterized. The transcript is spliced from 6 exons. The record is from RefSeq and is a predicted model, not a curated record. Lineage: Eukaryota; Metazoa; Arthropoda; Insecta; Diptera; Glossinidae. The coding region runs from base 331 to 1674 and encodes 447 amino acids.
UAUGAGAAUGCCAUCUUGUUUAGUUACAAAGCCAAUUAUAAAAGAACAGCCAUUUUUGUGAUUUUAUUGCUCGCUAUAGAGGAAUAAGGGGAUCUUUUAUGUGGAUGAAGAUAUAAUAAUAUGGAAUAAUAGUGUUAUAGAAUUUUGGUGAAUUAAACAAACAAAUCGUAAAAAGUUCUCGGGAGACAAAAUUCAAAUGUGUAAAAAAGCUGACACAUAGCGGAGAAAUCUAAAGCAGCGAAAGAACCUUGAAAAAUUUUAUAUUUUGCAAACGUUGUGAGAUCACAUUGUAAAUAUUGAUCGCGUUUUAAAAUCCUGCAAUCCAUAGAAAUGGCAAAUAAUUCUUCGUUAAGCAAAGUUCUUGUAACCAACUCAACAGGUUUAUCAUUAAAUGAACGCUUCACAGCGAUAUCCUCACAAUCAGCACAUGCCCAGGCAACUCAACAGCGGCGUAGUCGCAGUCGAAGCCGUAGUAUUAAUCGCACCUUGUCUUCUAUUGAUCGGACAACGUCGGCAGCCAACCAACGCUUGUUACAACAAUUGCAAAGAAAACAUAAAUCGCAAGCGGCUCUCAAAUUGAAACGUAGGAGCAUGCGUAACGUCGGUGGAUCAUUUGGGCCAAACGGAGACGGUGGUACUAUUAAACGUGGCACUGUUAAAGCGUUCCGCGUGGGUGCGAACGGCAAACCGAUAAGGACAAAUAGCCUUACCAAUGUUGCAACUAUGAAAGCUGACCGUGAAGUAUCUAUUGGCCGGAGAUCCUUGCAUCGCAUCAACUCAUCUUCAAACUUAGCUGGACGUCUCGGACCAUUCGGACCUAGACGUCCCACUGUUGGGGGUGCUGCCCAGCGUGUGGCUAGACGUCGUUUGGAACGAGAAAAUGGCAGAUCUACUGCCACUAAUAAUUUUACCGCUUUUAAUAGCCGUUCGCGCAGCCGCUCUCGUACACGGGCCUUUAACAAAUUGACCGCUAACGUCAACCCUCACCAACAAAGUCGUGACCGCAAUAUUUCAGCAAGUCAUAAACGUAGUCGUUCUCGCAGCCUUAACCGUACAAGGAGUGGAGGGAUACCCAUUAAAGCUCGCCUUGGAACACGUUCUGGCAUCGCACAGAUUUCUAACAACAGUGGGAAUCGACGUCGGAACUACGAUAGACGUAGUAAUAGUUUAAGCAAACCUAGAGUCGUUGCUGGGCGCGUACAAAAACGACAUAACGUUACACAAGAAAAUGUGGUCAAAGCUGUUCGAAGUCGUGGACGUAUUAACCAUAUUAGAGAAAGGUCGGUCACCCUCAAUGCUGGUGUUAGAAACAACGGGGGUCUUAGAUCACGUUCUCGCUCCAAUACACGUAAGGUAGGUCAGUCGUACAGACCACCGAGGUCGGGACGAAAAGAUGCAAACCGUCCACAGCAACAAAUAGAGCAAAGUAAUCUCCGCCGACGCAGUCGUAGCCAGCAACGUCGCCCCGGUACUAUCAGCAACAAUAAAUCCAGAGGGCAAAUGCAAAACCAACAGCAACAGCAACGUCGCCUUCGUAGUCGUAGCCGUAACGGAAACCGCGGUAAAAUAAACCAAGGUGGGAUCAUCAACAAAGCUGAUUUAGAUAAGGAGCUCGAUCAAUACAUGGCCACCACUAGGACUGAGAAUGAUAUGGACUUUUUAUUAAAAAAUUGAUGGAGUUGAUUCAAUUUCUCUUUUUAUAUCUCUUAUUCAUUUUAUUGUGCCCUACGUGUAAUUUCCAGUUUCUUGAUUUUUACCCGUAAUUGUACACAUAAUGAAUAUUAUAUUUUAAGUUUUAUUUUCGUUACUUUGUAAAUAAUUUACAUCUCUAUAAUCUCUGAGUUCGUUUUUGGAGCUAUAAUUGACAUAUAGAUGAACACUGUAAUAUAAACUUGUUUUUAUUCCUAUUGUCAAAUAAAGGGUAAAUUCAUGGAUUGCUAAAGGGUUAAAUUAUAUACAUUUUGAGUAUGAUAGUCCAUUGAUGAAAUUGUCAGCGUUUUUCUUUUCUUAUCUGUUUAAUUUUUAUUUAUGAAACAAUAAAAAUUACAAA